UAUCUUCUCUACGUGUACAUAUCCGCUUAAACUUCUGAUCUCACAUUCCUGCCCAGGACGAUCCAAGCAACUCGCAAAAAAUAUGGUCUGGAUGCGAUUCCUCACAUUCUAGACGCUAACCUUCACCCGGAUGCACCUCCAGGUGUUCCUGGCGCAUUCCUCAUCAUGGCCCCCUCCACAGUCUUCUCCUACUGGCGUCGCGACCACCGCCGAUCGAGCGCAUCCCUCGUUUCGUCGUCCGUUGUGCAGCCCACGGCGAAGGGCCUGGUAUCCAACACUCCUUCCCAGCUCCCCGUCAUUCCGAAUAACACAAAUCUUCCCGCUUUCGCCGACCCCUCACCAGCCGCCGAAGGACCGAGCCCAAUCGACUCGACCUCGGAUUCGAAGAGAGCAGUUACCGUGUCAGCGAGCCCAGUCCAUGCGCCCGCUUCUUCCUCAGCCAACCUUGCAGUGUCCUCCUCGUCGUUCGAGAAUCACGCUCUGCGCGACUCCAGCUCCGAAGAUCGCGACCGAGACCCAGCCCUCACCUCCCAGUCCAAUUACUCGCAGGCAUCCUUCACAGUUUCGCGUCCGCACCAUGGGGAUGGAGACAUCCCCCGAACGAGCUCUCCGUUUCGACUUUCCAUAGGCAAAAACCUACUUUCUUCGAAUCACCAACCCUCCGAUCCCCACCUCAAACGAUACUCGACCCCCAGCAUGCCGUCCUCGAGUCACCCCUUCAGGUUCAAGACCUCUCCCGAUAUAACAUCGUCCGCCGACAAGGUCGCCACCGCGCAGCGCGACUACAAGAGUGAUGGCGGCAGCCAUCGUCGGCAGGGAGAUCGGGACAAUCUGGGCUCAGAACAUGGCUAUCACAAGUCGGGCAAAACCAGGCUGCAUCUACUGAAUCCCAUGUCACUCCUCGCCCGACGGCGCUCGCACCAAGGAACAAGCCUCCGCACCGCUGACACCACGAACUCUGCCCGCAACUUGGUCCCCGCGAUCCCCGACGAUUACGAUCCCCGGAUUCGCGGGAAGAUCGUCCAUGACUUCUCUGCGCCGCGUCCGCGUCGCAAUCACUCCACGCCUCCGGUACUGCUCCGCGACACCUAUCAUCAAUCGUCCAACGAGCCGAUUGCACCUUGUGCGGAUCAGGCCGCCCACGCUGCCCAGCACAGUGAGCAAGCAAAGCGGCACACGCAAUACUCACCCGUGUUCAAAGAGCACUUCGAGGAGGACAACCAGCAGGUGUUGCAGGUCGAGAGCAAAGCCUAUCUCCAGUCCUCUUUGUUGACAGAUCCUUCGCUGGCGGAAAGCGACUCCCGCGCGCUCCCCGUGUUUGCUCGGAAGCUGCCCUCAACGAUCCCAGAGGAGAGCGGACCGGCGGAGUCGCCCGAUGAGCAGGUGCGAACUAAGGAAGAUACAGAAGACCAGCCCGAGGUUCAACAGGAGCCUGCCGCUGGGCAUGACGAGGACACCAUCGAGAUGAUGCCGCACCAGUCCCUGGGCCUGCCCAAGCAUUUCAAGAGCAAUGCGUCUCGGUUCAGUUUUGAUAUGAACGGUGUGGAGUCGUCGGCGCAGGAGAAGCUGCUGGAGGAGAAACAUAAGGAAAAGGAGGCCGCGAGAAGGGCCAAGGCCCAGUUGGAGGAUCCGGGCUUCAGCGAUGGCGAAGACUUUGAUGCCGAUAUUCUCGAUGACAUGUACGACUUCGAAGAGAAGAUCCCCGGCGUGAACGUCGAUGCAGACGAGGACUACGAGUUCCAGGGCUUUUCGGGCACAGGCAACAUCCUUAACAAGUCGUGGCUGGCUCCCGAGCUGUCUCCGGUCGUUGCGAGCCCGCUAACGCCCGGGAUUCCGGGGUAUGAUGGUGCUGGGGAUUCUCCGGCUCCUGUGGCGGACAGUUCCCCAAACCUGUCGAACGGAGAGCCGGCUGCGGCUCCUGAGCAGGAUCGCGGCAUUCAGUCUUUGCCUACGGCGACGGCAUCGUCUGUUGAGACUCCGCAGUUGGUUCAGAGUGUACAGCCGAUGGCUCCACAGCCGAUUGUCGACGACGACGACGACGACGAUCUGUAUUUUGACGAUGGGGAGUUCGGUGACCUGACCACUGAAGGGGAGAAAUUUGAUGAGUCGGUAUUUGACGAUGAAACUAGCCAUCUAUAUGAGCGGAAGCCGGUCGCUCCGCAGCCGAUACAAGAGGACGAUGAUGAUUUGUAUUUCGAUGAUGGAGAGUUCGGUGAGCUGACUACUCAGGGCGAGAGGUUUGACGAGUCGGUCUUUGAUGACGAAACAAGUCAUCUUUAUGAGCGGAAGCCGGUAGCUGAACGUCCCGUGUCUAACCCGCCAGUGAAGGCGGAGGAGAACGAAACCUCUGCGAGUCUCGCCGAACAUGAGGAGCCACUAUUGGAGCACAAUGGCGGUCUCAGGCAUGCUCCCAGCAUAGCGAGCGAGUAUCAAGCAGACACUUCUAGGAUUUACAGCCACACCCUUGAGGCACUCACGGACCUUGCGCCUUCCAAACCGCAUGGCGGAGUCUUAUCCGAGUACAACCUCGGGGCCUUCCACGACGCUCUGGCCAAAGUGGCCAACGACACUUCCUUACACGAGAGGUUCGGGCGCUCUGUGAGCAUUAGCGAGCGGUCCGUCGGUCAGACAAGCACAGCGCAGACGAUGGACACCCCUUCCGGGCUGAUAUCGGACGACAGCCAUUUAAGCCAGGCUGUUGAUGGGUUGGGCUUCGACGAAGUAUUAGACGAUUUCGACUACGAUGAUAAUGACGCCUUGCUGUACGAUGACCUGAUCAUUGCCGCGGCCAACGCUGAAGCGCUCGAGAAUGACGAUGACGGUUUCUACGGCCAAGAGUUCGGAUUCUACGCACAGUCUCUGGGGACCUGCAGCACGGAGCUCACCAACGGCGGCUACUUCGGUCCCCGGGGCGUUGAGGGGAUCUCGCGGAGCUUCAGCAGCCGGGGCAAGUUCCGCGAGCCCAGUCUCACCCCCAUCACCGAGCGGAGUGAAUGGAGCACGCGCAACUCGGUCAUCUCGCUGACGGCUCAUGGUGCUACGAACCCAGCGCUGCCGAGUCCCGGGCUCGCUCAAUUGGUCGACCUCGCGAGUAGUAUGGACGACGAGAUGUCCCUGAGCGCGUUGAUGCGCCUUCGACGGGGCGCCUGGGGCGGGAGCAAUGGAAGCCUCCGCAGCGGCAGCGGCAGUCCCCCGCCCUAUCUCCAUACAUCGUCCAACCGCGCGAGCUACAUCUCCGAUGCGAGUCCCACGAUUCUGACAGCUCCCCCGGAUGCAUUCUGUAGCUCUGAUGCCGCAGAGUCUCCCAUUGAGAAAUCGGAGAAACUGCGAUGGUCACACGCCUCCGCGGAACAGCGGAUGGAUCCUUCAUUGAGCGAGGAGGAGAACUGUUCCUCUAUCUGACCGCCCAGGGUUUCACUAUGUUGAACAGUCCGGGAGAUGAGAUACAGGCGAAACCAUCACGGUAUAUAACUCAUCUUGGCCGUUUGCCCUAUUUACAUAAUGAUGUUCAUGCCCACUAUAUAAUACCUCCUCGCCGCGCAAGGCAGCGGCUUGUUUGUACUGUACCGUUAGCGAAUGGAACCCCGUGAUU
Aspergillus uvarum CBS 121591 is the source of this 3592-nucleotide messenger RNA. RefSeq lists its product as uncharacterized. The record is from RefSeq and is a predicted model, not a curated record. The transcript has a single exon. Lineage: Eukaryota; Fungi; Ascomycota; Eurotiomycetes; Eurotiales; Aspergillaceae. Bases 166 to 3402 code for a protein of 1078 amino acids.